Messenger RNA from Daucus carota subsp. sativus, 1748 nucleotides. RefSeq names its product ribulose bisphosphate carboxylase/oxygenase activase, chloroplastic. Lineage: Eukaryota; Viridiplantae; Streptophyta; Magnoliopsida; Apiales; Apiaceae. Bases 158 to 1474 code for a protein of 438 amino acids. The transcript is spliced from 7 exons. Gene Ontology annotation, cellular component: chloroplast stroma; thylakoid. The record is from RefSeq and is a predicted model, not a curated record. Gene Ontology annotation, molecular function: ATP hydrolysis activity; ribulose-1,5-bisphosphate carboxylase/oxygenase activator activity; ATP binding.
AUCUCUAGCUCUAAAGAUUAAACAACAAUGGCACACAACACACCUUUAUAUAUAUGUAUUUUAUUAGCUUCAACGCCUCAUAUUUGCUAUAUAAACAGUUGGUUUGAGCUCAACUGAUACUACUAAAGAAGACCCUCCAGCCUCUUAAGUUUCUUCCAUGGCUUCCACCAUUUCCCAUGUUGGAGCUGUCAGCCAUAAAAUGUUGAGCUUGAACAGCUCUAGUGCUGGAGGUUCAGCCCCAAGCUCAGCCUUUUACGGCAGCAGUUUAAAGAAGUUGAACUCAAGAGUCACUCACCCAAAGAACAGUGACUCUAAAACCUUUAGGAUUGCAGCUGAGGAGAAGAAAAAGGGGGACAGGUGGGCAGGACUUGGCACCGACAUUUCUGAUGACCAACAAGACAUCACAAGAGGAAAGGGACUGGUUGACUCCCUUUUCCAAGCUCCAUCCGGUGCAGGAACUCAUGAUCCUAUUAUGAGUUCAUAUGAAUACCUUAGCACCGCACAGAAGACAUAUAACCUGGAUAACAAUAUGGACGGAUUCUACAUCGCUCCAGCAUUCAUGGACAAGCUUGUUGUUCACCUUAGCAAAAAUUUCAUGACCCUGCCUAACAUCAAGGUUCCUCUUAUUCUUGGUGUUUGGGGAGGAAAAGGUCAAGGAAAAUCAUUCCAGUGUGAGCUUGUCUUCGCCAAGAUGGGGAUCACCCCAAUUAUGAUGAGUGCUGGAGAGUUGGAAAGUGGAAAUGCAGGAGAACCUGCAAAAUUGAUCCGACAAAGAUACCGUGAAGCAUCUGAUAUCAUCAUGAAGAAAGGAAAGAUGUCCUGCCUAUUUAUCAAUGAUUUAGAUGCCGGAGCUGGUAGAAUGGGUGGAACCACCCAAUAUACUGUCAAUAACCAGAUGGUUAACGCCACACUUAUGAAUAUCGCUGAUAACCCCACCAAUGUCCAGCUUCCUGGUAUGUACAACAAGGAGGAAAACAUGCGUGUACCAAUCAUAGUCACUGGAAACGAUUUCUCAACACUGUAUGCGCCUCUUAUCCGUGAUGGUCGUAUGGAGAAAUUUUACUGGGCUCCAACUAGAGAGGACCGAAUCGGUGUUUGCAUUGGAAUUUUCAGGACCGACAAUAUUGCAAAUGAGGAUGUUGUCAAGAUUGUUGACACCUUUCCUGGUCAAUCUAUUGAUUUCUUUGGUGCUCUUAGAGCCCGAGUAUACGAUGAUGAAGUGAGGAAGUGGAUUUCAGGGAUUGGAAUUGAAGGUAUUGGAAAGAAGCUUGUUAACUCAAAAGAUGGACCCCCAACUUUUGAGCAACCCAAAAUGACUGUCGAGAAACUUCUCGAGUAUGGCCAUAUGCUUGUCCAGGAACAGGACAAUGUUAAGAGAGUCCAAUUGGCUGAGAAAUAUUUGAAUGAAGCUUCUCUUGGAUCAGCAAACGAGGACUCCAUCAAACGAGGAGAAUUUUAUGGCGCGGCAAAAUGAUUUUUUAUGGAUACAGGAAAGGCAGCACAACAAGUUGGUGUUCCCAUUCCUGAAGGUUGCACAGAUCGGACCGCAGCAAACUUUGAUCCAGCAGCUAGGAGUGACAAUGGUACCUGCCUGUAUGAAUAGUAGGUUUGCUAUAUCUUGUUAGGACAUGUCUUUCACAAUUAUGAACAAAUUCUAUGUUGUAACUCUGUGUACUGAAUCUUUGUUUGGGCUUGAUCUUUAUGUUUUUCGCAUAAUCUCCCAAUAAAUAAUCUAUAAUUCUCUUUUA